Molecule: messenger RNA, 1857 nt
Organism: Linum tenue
Lineage: Eukaryota; Viridiplantae; Streptophyta; Magnoliopsida; Malpighiales; Linaceae
Source: the annotation of a GenBank genome assembly
GCCCAAAGUAACGGGCCCAUUAAAACGUGGGCUAAGUUCUUCUAAAUUUGGGCCAUUCCCCGCCUGGGAUCCUCGAACUCUCUUCCCCUGUUUUGUGGCGACAUGCAAAGCAAAGGAAAAGCAACUCCUCUGUCUUGUUGUUUUGCUGAUUGUGGUGUGGAUUAUCAGUGGAGGGAAGAGUGAUGAGAGGUUGUCAUUGUUUGUCUUAUCCCAUUGAAUGUUUUGAAAGACUGAAACAGAAGAAGAUCAUGGGCUGUGGUUCAGAUAACAGAACUACAAAUUUUAGCAGACCCAGAAAAGGGCAGGGAAAGAAGAGGAGGAGGAGGUGUCGUGAAAAUCCAUGGCGAGAAUGGUUUCACUACAGCAACCAACCACUCAGUCUCACCCUUCUUUCUCUCUUCUCACUUCAUCUCUCUCUGAUUUCAAUGGCGCACGACUCCAAUCUCAGCUCCAGUUCAAGAGAAAGCUGGGUAUGCAAAACAGAGGAGCAUUGCAGGUCAGUGCCUCCAGCAGCUCCAAGAACAUUCUGAUCAUGGGUGGCACUCGAUUCAUUGGUAUCUUCCUGUCCAGACUUCUUGUUAAAGAGGGCCACCAGGUGACCUUGUUUACUAGAGGGAAGGCACCGAUUGCCCAGCAAUUACCUGGGGAAUCAGACCAGGAUUUUGCUGACUUCUCAUCUAAGAUAUUGCAUUUGAAAGGAGAUAGGAAGGACUCCGAUUUUGUGAAGACCAGCCUUGCAGCUAAAGGCUUCGAUGUUGUCUAUGAUAUCAAUGGACGUGAGGCUGUUGAAGUUGAACCCAUCAUAGAAGCCCUACCAAACCUUGAACAGUUUAUUUACUGCUCUUCAGCUGGAGUCUACCUAAAAUCUGAUCUCUUACCCCAUUGCGAGGUAGAUGCUGUUGAUCCCAAGAGCAGGCACAAGGGGAAGCUCGAGACAGAGAGCUAUCUCGAAUCGACGGGAGUCAACUGGACAUCUAUAAGGCCAGUCUACAUCUAUGGACCUCUAAACUACAAUCCUGUAGAGGAAUGGUUCUUCCACCGGUUGAAGGCUGGUCGCCCCAUCCCAAUUCCCAACUCCGGCAUCCAAAUGACCCAGCUUGGCCAUGUCAAGGAUUUGGCAAAAGCAUUCAUUACAGUGCUUGGGAAUGAUAAGGCCAGCAAGGAAGUGUUCAAUAUAUCUGGUGAGAAGUAUGUUACGUUUGAUGGGUUAGCUAGAGCAUGCGCCAAGGCUGGUGGGUUUCCAGAGCCCGAGAUUAUUCAUUACAAUCCGAAGGAGUAUGAUUUCGGGAAGAAGAAGGCAUUCCCAUUCCGCGACCAGCAUUUCUUCGCGUCCAUAGACAAGGCGAAACAUGUCCUUGGAUGGAAGCCAGAGUUCGACCUGGUAGAGGGCCUGACAGACUCAUAUGAGCUAGAUUUCGGGAGGGGAACGUUCAGGAAAGAGGCUGAUUUCUCGACGGACGAUAUCAUUCUUGGAAAAUCUCUUGUGACAGCAUAGAAGAUCCUGUUCCUUGAUUAGCUUGGCGGAGUCUGUUCUAUACUUCUAGUACUACUACACCUUUUGUUGUUCUGUUCAUAGUUGUAACUAUGUGCAUGGUUGUUUCCCUUUGUUCUUCAUGUCUCCACUAGUUGUUCAGCAUUAGUUGAAUUAAGGUUAUUACGAAGUGGAGAUGUAGAACGAAUGGGGCAUUCACCAUAAGCAAGAACAAUGGAAAAUGAAAACCAGCAUGCCUUUCAACUCUAGUUAUAGCUCAAUGGUCAUGUCCUUCAACACGGAGCCUGUUUUUUCUUCCCUUCACCCAAUAUAAGAACAACAUCCUGCAACUCACUAACAAGCCAAAAUAAAAAAUUCAAAUGGAC